This is a messenger RNA of Ipomoea triloba (trilobed morning glory), 1121 nucleotides long. Its product is annotated as protein POOR HOMOLOGOUS SYNAPSIS 1. Lineage: Eukaryota; Viridiplantae; Streptophyta; Magnoliopsida; Solanales; Convolvulaceae. The transcript has 8 exons. The coding region runs from base 1 to 972 and encodes 323 amino acids. The record is from RefSeq and is a predicted model, not a curated record.
AUGGCGGGUAUACUGGAAGGGGUAGCGACGGAGCAGCCGCUGUCAUCGAUAGCGUACACCGCCGUGACCGAUCGGUGGGAAGUCCAGUAUGCUCGCUUCGUGAUAUUUCCUUCGUCUCCUCACGUCUCUCAUCCUUCUCUGGUUCCCCACUCUGCCAGGCAACGGAAGGUGCGCAGAGGCGGCAAAUGGAUCUCCACUUCAUCCUCCAACUCUACCGCCGUCUCUCUGAAACUCCUCACCGUUCACGACGCCGAUUUUUCUGAUCAGAUCCUCUUCGUCUCUCUCGGUCACAAAAUACUUGAAGAGCACUACAUUUCGCGGCUGCAUUUUGCAUGGCCUCAGGUCUCAUGUGUAUCAGGAUUUCCUACAAGGGGAGCAAGAUCUGUCUUCGUGAGCUAUAAGGAUCGUGCAGGCCAGGUUCAGAAAUUUGCCUUACGAUUUUCGAUAAUCGAUGAAAUAGAAAAGUUUAUGAUUGAUGUGAAGGAAAACUUGGAGGGCAUUAGAACUAUGUCUCUUCCCUGUCCUCCAGUUGAUUCAACAAUAUCGUCUCAAUCUGAAUUCAUCCCUUCUAAUGAAGCUUCGCAUAGGGAUAACAAUGAGAUUCAGCAUACAACUUCAGCUGACACUGGAACUUAUGAGAUACCGGCAAGCAUUAGCAAUGCAGCUGACACUGGAACUUAUGAGAUACCGGCAAGCAUUAGCAAUGGAGUUUCUCAAGAUUCAAGUUCACAGGAAAUGAGACUAAAUCGUGAAGCCGAAGAAAUUCUUUCAUCUUUUCCUCCCAGUUUCACAUCUUUCCUGAUGAAUUGUGGCCCUGCAGUUGAACAAGCUGCAGCACAACCAACCAUAUCAAAUGACAUCAAUCUUAAAGCCCAAAUCAUGAAAUGUCUAGAAGAUUCCUCCUUCCAAGAUAUGCUGAUUAAAGUAGAGAAAGUUAUCAAUGACGUUGGAGACUUCAACAUGAUGCUGUAACUCUGUAAGCAUCCAGAGAAAGUUGCUGCCAGAAAGGUAACUCACAUUGUGAAUCCAUAGCUGAAUGCAUUGUAGCAAGACUAAAUUGCUAAUAGCUUACUUGUAUAUUUUUUGAGAUUACUAAACCAAGAAGUUAUGCAAAUAAAUUU